Messenger RNA from Oncorhynchus keta (chum salmon), 3648 nucleotides. Its product is annotated as cadherin-7-like. The transcript is spliced from 11 exons. Gene Ontology annotation, biological process: multicellular organism development; homophilic cell-cell adhesion; calcium-dependent cell-cell adhesion. Gene Ontology annotation, cellular component: plasma membrane; adherens junction; catenin complex. The record is from RefSeq and is a predicted model, not a curated record. NCBI's taxonomy places the organism in Eukaryota, Metazoa, Chordata, Actinopteri, Salmoniformes, Salmonidae. Bases 78 to 2474 code for a protein of 798 amino acids. Gene Ontology annotation, molecular function: calcium ion binding; cadherin binding.
GGCUGGUGGAUGGUGGACAACGCUUCUUCUUGAGUCUUUUCCAGUAAAAUUUCAACAAACAAAUUGUAUCAAAAAAGAUGCGACUGAACUGUCCCCCCAUGUGGAGUGUGAUUAGCGUGUUGACUGUGCUCGUACCCCUUUGGGAGAUGGGCUGCUCUGGCCUGACCUUGAACUCAGUGCCCCUGCAUCAGGUCGGGAUGUACCAAAGGAGCGGCGAAGGGGGGGCACACCACAGGCAGAGGCGCAGCUGGGUGUGGAACCAGUUCUUUGUGCUGGAGGAGUACAUGGGGGACGAGCCACUCUACGUGGGCAAGCUGCACUCGGACGUGGACAAGGGUGAAGGGCAGGUGAAGUACGUACUCAACGGAGAGGGAGCUACCUCCAUCUUCACCAUCGACGAGAACACGGGUGACAUCCACGCCACCAAGCGUCUGGACCGCGAGGAGCAGCCUUACUACACGCUCCGGGCUCAGGCCAGGCACCGUCACACCAACCUGCCCGUGGAGCCAGAGUCUGAGUUCGUCAUCAAGGUCCAGGAUAUUAACGACAAUGAGCCAAAGUUUCUGGAUGGACCCUACUCAGCCAGGGUCCCUGAGAUGUCCCCAGUGGGCACAUCUGUGGUGACGGUGGUGGCGACUGAUGCGGAUGACCCCACGUAUGGAAACAGUGCCAGGGUGGUCUACAGUAUCCUUGAGGGCCAGCCCUACUUCUCCGUGGAACCAAGAACAGGCGUGGUCAGGACGGCUCUGCCCAACAUGGACCGCGAGGCUAGAGAACAGUAUCUGCUCGUCAUCCAGGCCAAGGACAUGGUGGGUCAGAUGGGAGGACUCUCCGGGACCACCUCUGUCACGGUGACGCUCACUGACGUCAACGACAACCCACCACACUUCUCUCGCAAGAGUUAUCAGUUCAGUGUGCCCGAGUCCCUGCCGGUGGCCACGACGGUAGCCAAGAUAAAGGCGCUAGACUCAGAUGUGGGACCCAAUGCUGAGAUGGAAUACAGGAUCGUGGAUGGGGACGGCCUGGGACUGUUCCGAAUCACCCCCGACCCAGACACACAGGAGGGCCUCAUCACUCUGCAAAAGGGCCUGGACUUUGAGACCAAGUCGAGCUACACCCUGCGUGUCGAGGCGUCCAAUAGAAACAUCGACCUGCGAUUCCUGUCCCUGGGGCCGUUUAGCGACACAGCGACAGUGCGCCUCAACGUGCAGAACGUGGACGAGCCGCCCGUCUUCUCCUCGCCGUUCAGCAAGAUGGUAAUCUCGGAGGAGGCAACUGUAGGCACCACCAUUGGGACCAUCUUCGCACAUGACCCAGACUCCACCAACAGUCCCAUCAGAUACUCUAUAGACCGCAACACCGACUUGGAGCGUUUCUUCAACAUAGACGCCACCACCGGUGUCAUCAGCACCGCCAAGCCCCUGGACAGAGAAGUUAACGCCAUACACAACAUCACCAUCUUCGCCACGGAGAUCCUGGACCCAUUGCAAGUGGGAAAGGGUGUAGUUCUGAUCACAGUGACGGACAUCAAUGACAACGCGCCUGUCUUCGCCAUCGAGUAUGAGACCUACCUUUGUGAGAGUGCCAGACCUGGACAGGUCAUUGAGACCAUCAGUGCUGUUGACCGAGACCAGCCUCAGAGUGGACACCGCUUCUUCUUCUCCCUGACCGCUGAGGCUGCUGGGAAUCUCAACUUCACCCUGAGAGACAACAAAGACAACACGGCUUCUGUGCUGACCAAGCGAGGGGGUUUCCAGCGCCGCCACCAGAACGUGUACCGCCUCCCCGUCCUCAUCAUGGACAAUGGGAGCCCCGCCCUCAGCAGCACCAACACCCUGUCCAUCCGGGUGUGCGACUGUGACCCUGAUGGGAUCCCCCAGUCGUGUGGGAGUGAGAACUCCAUGCUCUCAGCGGGCCUCAGCACCGGGGCACUCAUUGCCAUCCUGGCCUGCAUCCUCACACUACUGGUGCUCGUCCUGUUGAUCAUCACCAUGCAGCGACGGAGGAAGAAGGAGCCCUUGAUCCUGGACGAGGAGCGUGACGUGCGCGAGAACAUUGUGCGCUACGACGACGAGGGAGGCGGCGAGGAGGACACCGAGGCCUUUGACAUGGUUGCUCUGCGCAAUCUCAACGUAGUCCGUGAGAGCGGUAGCAAGAACCGCCGUGACGUCACCCCAGAAGUGCCCACCCUCUUCUCGUCUUCCCGGCCACCGCCGGACAACGGCAUCUUCCGCGAGUUCAUCUGGGACCGGCUGAAGGAGGCCGACGUGGACCUGUCAGCACCACCCUACGACUCACUGCAGACGUACGCCUUCGAGGGCAGCGGCUCAGCCGCAGAGUCCCUCAGCUCGCUGGAUUCGCUGAGCAUGGACUCGGAGCAGAACUACGACUACCUCAGCGACUGGGGGCCACGCUUCAAGAAACUGGCAGACCUCUAUGGCCACAGCGACGGCGGCAACCUCUUCGUCUCUUAGCCCUCGGUUGAGGCCCGCCGAAACAUCAGCACGGACAACAGAACAAACAAGUGAAGUAAACAGAAGGAUCUGAAUAAGGAUAUACAAGAAAGGACAUUUUAGGUGACGCUGUACUCUGAGAGGACAUUUGAUUGGUGUGUAUAAAUACAUCAAUGUGGGUUGAGAGUUAACUGUAGGAUGAUGGUUUUCCAUUCAAAAUGCUUUGUUUUGGACACUCUGCAUACUGGCUGGAUUUUUUCAAAGGGUGACAUUUUGGAGAUUUUGUUGGUAAUGUUUUAACAUGAAAUGAUGCAAAGCUUAAAACGUUGGGAUGGCCUCCAGACCCGUUGGAAGGACCUCAACGCACAAAUGUCCAGACAUUCUCAUGUCACAGUGACGUUCAAACGGAACAAGGAGUGAACCUAUAUCUAUGCUUCAGUGGUGAUACAACAGUGACAUUUUCAAGUACAACAUCUUUUCAUGGUGAAAUGAGUAGCCUGACCUCUUCAACUGGCCCUGUAGUUUGUCCCAGGGUUCACUAUGAUCUGUAACAUUUGUUUCAAACUGAUAUUUAGGGGUUCACAGCUUUGCUGUGAAACCUAUUGUUAUUCUUAUAUUAUAAUGUUUUCCUUGACAUGGUAAAAUAACUCAAGCAUAGAUUGAUAACUUUUGUUUGAAUUCGGCACACAAAAACUAGAGGCCAUGAGUAACUUGGUCUAAAAGAAUGGUACUGAUUGACCUAUAGGUGGCGCUGUUAUGCGCAGUCUCAUUUAAACCCUCAUAUCCGCCUUCCAGUAUGACCUACUUUAAACUUUGUAUGUAGGUGUCUUUCCUCAUACUGAACCAAUUUACCUCAAGGACCCAUAAGGCCAGCCAGGAUAGAUUUUCCUACAUCUUGGACAUUUUGGAAAACCUUUGAAAACCGUAAACUCAUGAUAAAAAAUAACAUAAAUAAGGGAUUGAUUAAACAGGGCUGAGUAAUUAUUAAAUCUAGAAAUCUGAUUUACGUGUCCAUUUAAAUCCUUUGUAAAUCCAUUUCACAAUGUCCUAUCAAUUUGCAACUUCUUAGGGUCAUCAAAGACAUUACCAUGAUGAACCAUGUUAAGUUUGGCAUUGAUUUAGCCGUUUUUAUAUCAAUGUCAAAUAAUUUCUUGUCAACAAUUAAAUACCUUACUGUAAUAGUUUUCCAUUGAAA